Molecule: messenger RNA, 453 nt
Organism: Impatiens glandulifera
Lineage: Eukaryota; Viridiplantae; Streptophyta; Magnoliopsida; Ericales; Balsaminaceae
Product: GATA transcription factor 23-like
Exons: 3
Coding region: 1-453 (150 amino acids)
Biological process (GO): regulation of DNA-templated transcription
Molecular function (GO): sequence-specific DNA binding; zinc ion binding
Source: RefSeq, a predicted model, not a curated record
AUGGAGAUGGUUGUAUCCGAUAAGCAGGUUUCAGAUUCGGUAAACAUGAUCGCCGUCACGUCUCCGGUAGUUUCUUCCGACGAAAACGUCACUAAUGUUGCUAGAAUCUGCGGUGAAUGCCGUACAACCAAGACUCCUCUCUGGAGAAGCGGUCCAUCCGGCCCUAAGUCCUUGUGUAAUGCUUGUGGGAUAAGGUGUGUGAAGAAGAAAAGAGAUCUUCUAGGUUUGAGCAGGAAACCGACCAAGAAAAAGGCGGCGGCUCCGGGAAAGGCGGUGGCUCCGGCGAAGGCAGUUAGGUCAAAGAAGGACAAGGCAAGUACUUCCGGUGAAUCUGUGGGAAGUGAUGAAGCAAAGAAAGAAGAAAGGGUGAAGAGGGAGCCGGCGGAUAUGUAUUCGACGACCGAUGAAGUAGAGAUCGCCGCCUUAAUAUUGAUGUCCCUCCGUCACCGUUAA